This is a messenger RNA of Filobasidium floriforme, 1200 nucleotides long. Its product is annotated as P-loop containing nucleoside triphosphate hydrolase protein. Gene Ontology annotation, cellular component: mitochondrial inner membrane. Gene Ontology annotation, molecular function: ATP binding; ATP hydrolysis activity. The record is from RefSeq and is a predicted model, not a curated record. Gene Ontology annotation, biological process: mitochondrial respiratory chain complex III assembly; protein insertion into mitochondrial inner membrane from matrix. The coding region runs from base 1 to 1200 and encodes 399 amino acids. The transcript is spliced from 5 exons. Lineage: Eukaryota; Fungi; Basidiomycota; Tremellomycetes; Filobasidiales; Filobasidiaceae.
AUGAUAGACUCCAAAGACGGUGGCAAAUGGACCCAGGUCGCGCUUCGUUCCAAGCGGCCCAUCGCCAGUGUCAUCACCUCGAACAACAUCGCUGAGGACGUUGCCAAGGACAUGCGAGAGUUUCUCGAUUCUGAGAGUUGGUACACCAACCGAGGUAUCCCUUGGCGACGUGGUUACUUGCUCUAUGGCGCUGCUGGGGCGGGAAAGACCAGUCUCAUCCACGCCUGUGCCAGCGCCCUCGAUCUCGAAGUCUACUGCAUCACCUUGGCCACCGAGGGAUUGACCGAUGCUAUCCUCUUGAAAGCGAUGACGCUGAUCCCUCCCGGCGGAGUAGUCGUGAUGGAAGACGUCGACGUCGCCAUUCCCAAGACUUCGAACGAGGGUCUCAACCGGGACGAUGCGCCUGUCAAAAAGGAAGAAGAGAACCGCAAGAAAGGAGACCGAGGAAGCUCGGGUGGUCACAUUACUCUUUCUGGAUUGCUAAACGCCAUCGACGGUAUCUCUGGAAGCGACGGCCGACUGCUCUUCAUGACCACCAACAAGAAGGAGAUGCUCGACGAGGCUCUCAUCCGGCCGGGUCGAGCGGAUCUCAGCUUCGAAUUCUUCAAGGCCACCUCUGACCAGAUCGAGCGCAUGUUCAAGGCAUUCUUCCCCGUCGACGAGAUCAUCAAGGCAAACUCGUCUCAUGCCGAUACCGACUCUGGCGACGAGGAGGAUGAAAAGUCAAUCUGGACCGACGAGUACAUCGAGGAACUCGCCAAGCUGUAUUCUGCCAAGGUUCCCAAAGAUUUCCUGUCUACCGCCGCCGUUCAAGGUCACCUGAUGGUUCACAAAAACUCUCCCCGUACUGCCGUCGGUACCAUCGGCGAGUACAUCGAGAAGAAACAUGCCGAAAUCGCCAAGGCCGAAGAAGAAAAGGCCAAAAAGGAGGCCGAGGAAAAGGGGGACGAGACCAAGGAGGACAAGGAAAAGGCAGAGGAAAAGAAAAAAGACGACAGCGAAGAUAGGCAGGUCAAGGAAGAGGCCAUCAAGCUCGCUGCUGCCGCCAUCAUCGGGCUCGUCACCAAGGCCCUGGAAAAGCCCGAAGAGACUGAAAAGUCAGAAGAAGAGGCAAAGAUCGAGGUCGAAAAGGCCGACGGCAAGCGGGUCGAGGAGGAGCGCAAGGCAGACGAUCUCGCAGUAGAGGUCGAGGGAUGUUGA